Molecule: messenger RNA, 2072 nt
Organism: Gordionus sp. m RMFG-2023
Lineage: Eukaryota; Metazoa; Nematomorpha; Gordioida; Chordodea; Parachordodidae
Product: glycerate kinase-like
Exons: 5
Coding region: 237-1865 (542 amino acids)
Biological process (GO): protein phosphorylation
Cellular component (GO): cytoplasm
Molecular function (GO): glycerate kinase activity
Source: RefSeq, a predicted model, not a curated record
UAUAUUACCUUUCAAAAGGUGCGAAUUACCAGAAACUUUCGACGAGUCAUCCUUCAAGCCAACCAGGUAAAGGCUUGCUCGCUGCUACCAAUGUGCUCACUUCAGACAACUCUGGAAUAACGGGAGAGCUACCUUUACUGGGAUCAAUCAUAGGGCCAGGAGCACCGAGCACUUCAAACCCACAGGCAAGCACGGAUUACAACAUCAAGCAAGCCAUCACUUCCCUUACAAUACGAAUGGAUGAAGCGUCUAAUGUUAACAGAAUCCAGAUCUCUAGGCCCAACUCUAUCGCUAUAUUUAUAAAGUUUCCUGACUUACACCUUGACAAAAUCCAAGCCUUCGAAGGCGCUCGACACAAUUUACCAGAUGAAGACGCAUUCAAAACGACCCAACUAAUUUUGCAAAUGCUAAAGUCCAUACCGAAUCAAAACGAUUCCUUAUUAUUUAUUCUUGUGUCAGGAGGUGGAAGCGCUUUACUCUGUUGCCCUAUCAAGCCCUUGACAGUUUCAAAACAAUUGUCAUUGAUCAAAUUAUUAGCCUCUAAGGGAGCCGAUAUAACGCAGCUCAACACCGUUAGAUCUAGUUUGUCCGAGGUUAAAGGAGGCAAAUUACUCGAUUACGUUCCUUCCAAUGUUCGGGUUAUAUCGUUAAUUAUAUCAGAUAUAGUUGGGGAUCCUUUGCAAUACGUGGCCAGUGGACCCACUAUAACCCCUACAUUUUUUCCUAAAGACGCUCUAAAAACUAUCGAUGAUUUUGGCAUCAAACAUAUGAUUCCGAAUGAAAUAUUAGAAAAAAUAGAAAAAAACGAAAAACCACGGGCGCCAAAAUCGGAAGAGAUUUUACAAAAUUUACUUAUAGGAAAUAAUAUGUUGAUGCUUCAAGAAGCUAAGAAUUUUAUAACCGAUUAUCAUAAGCAUUACAACGAUUCUCUCUGCAAGUUCAAAGCGAUCAUAGUAUCAAACCGAAUAAAAGGGGAAGCCAAACUAUUCGGUGAGUAUAUAGCCAACAUCGGAAUAUCUAUUUCAGAAAAUUUGAGAUUAGCGUCGUCUAAAUCAGGUUUUAAAGAUAGUAAUUCUAGAUUAUUUGAGCUUGAACCAUAUUUAAUCGAGGAAAGUAAAAUAUUUAUCGAUUCAAACGAGUUCGAGCGGAUCGAAACUAUAAAGUUCCUUGAAAAUCAAAUCGACGAAUUAUUUAAAGAAAUAAUUUUACUUCCAAAAGUGCAAGACUUAAACCCGAAUUAUAUACUCUGCCUGAUAUUUGGCGGAGAGUGCACUGUUGAAUUUGACGUUAAAACAUUACCCAGCGAGGAGAAAUUAAAUGAUUCUAAGCAAAUUCAAAUGGACCAAAAUAUUAUUAGAAAUUUUAAUUUUCCAUCGAAUUCGAAUUAUAUAAAAUCAGACACUUUUAUUAAUCACAAAAAAAUUAAUGACAACAAAGAGGACUUAUAUACCUUUAAAGGUGGCCGUAACCAAGAAUUGGUGCUGUCUUUCCUAAUCAGUUAUCUAAAACGAGAAGUUUGUAACCCCCAUAAAGUUUGGCCAAAAUUAAAUUUACUAAGUGUUGGCAGCGAUGGCCAAGAUGGCCCAACAGAUUCUGCUGGUGCUUUUAUGGAAUUCACGAGUUUCAUGAAUAAUCCUAUGAACCAUCUUAAUCAUGACAGUAAUCUUCAAAAUGAAGAAAAUCAUCUCAUAACCACGGAGGAGAAUAAAACUUUAGAGCGAUUUUUAUGCGCUUCCCAAAACUAUCUAACCAGGCACGACAGUUAUCAUUUUUUUGAGUCCUUUUUAGAUGGCAAAUAUCACUUUAAACCAGGAUUAAGUGGGACCAACGUAAUGGAUAUGCAAAUUCUUUACGUUUAUCUUUGACUAAAUCUCAGAAAAAUUUAAUUUUAUUGGAACAAGUUUAAAUUAUUUAUUUACAGUAUAACAAAUUUUAAAUUCAAACAACAAACCAAUUUUAAAAAACAUUAUAAUAUUUAUUUUAUUUAAAUUAAAAAUUAAAGGUAUUUAUCAAUUUUAAUGUAAUUAUUAAAUUAUCUUUAUCUUUUACAAUAAAAUAUCUUUCUUUUCUAA